This is a messenger RNA of Dreissena polymorpha, 2732 nucleotides long. Its product is annotated as tuftelin-interacting protein 11-like. Gene Ontology annotation, biological process: spliceosomal complex disassembly. Gene Ontology annotation, molecular function: nucleic acid binding. The transcript has 17 exons. NCBI's taxonomy places the organism in Eukaryota, Metazoa, Mollusca, Bivalvia, Myida, Dreissenidae. The coding region runs from base 17 to 2617 and encodes 866 amino acids. The record is from RefSeq and is a predicted model, not a curated record. Gene Ontology annotation, cellular component: U2-type post-mRNA release spliceosomal complex.
GGCGGAUGCUGCAGAGAUGGUCCUGGUGGCACCUCUUUGGGUGACUCAAAAUUGGUUUACUCCAAUCCUCGAGAUGUUGAUACAGGAUCCUCUCAUCUUGAAGGUGAAGAAUCAGACUUUGAAUGUUCCAGGAACCAACAAGGUAAUGUCUUCACCAGAAGUGGAAAAGUUUGAAAUUACAGAUGAUGAUGUGUACAAUUCUUUCAAUAUAAGGCAUAGUAGACGGCAAACAAAAAACCAGGCAACAUUUGGUAUUUGGGCAGAUGAAGAGGAUGAUAAUGAGAGACCUGGGUUUGGAGGCCGCGGUAAAAAGAAGUCCGACUUCACUGCCCCUAUUGGCUUUGUGAGUGGCGGCAUCAAACAGGGGGACAAGACUUUCAAACCUGGAGAAGAGGAAGAAGCAGAUGCAGAAAAUGAUGCGGACUUUGAUAUGGGUGACAUUGCCCGCCUCAGCUAUAAAUGGUCCAAGAAGGAGAAAGCAGGGUCUAGCAGCGGUAGUGGAAGAUCAAGAUCCAACUUCAUACCGGGAGAAAAGGAUUUUGGUGGCUGGGAAAAGCAUACCAAGGGGGUUGGAAUGAAACUUAUGCAAAAGAUGGGUUUCGAAGUUGGCAAAGGUCUGGGGAAGAAUAAGCAGGGUAUUGUCAUACCAGUUGAGGCAGUGAAACGCAAGGGAGCGAAGGCAGGCAUUGGCUUACACGGUACUGAGCGCAGCGAGCGGUCCCUGGUAGACUUUCCCACGCAGGAUAAGGAUGAACAGGAAGAGGCGGAGUUUAAGGAACAGCUGUCACAGUGGAGGAAAGAACCGGAGGGAAAGAAGAAGAAAAAGGUUAAAUACACAUACAAGACGGCUCAAGAGGCUAUAGAAUCUGGCAGCAGCAAGAAGAAAGGGCUGAAAAGUCAGAUGUCAAAUGUCAAGGUCAUCGAUAUGACGGGAAAAGAAAAGAAGGAAUUCACAGGUUACCACACGAUCUCGCAGCGCCACGAUCGCCCGGAUGAUGAACCGGAGGAGUUUGGAGGGGGCCGUCGGGAGGUGUUCAGCAUGCCAGAGCUGCUGCACAAUCUGAACCUGCUGGUGGACAUGAGUGAGGAGGACAUCAUCCACAAUGACAGGAAACUGAAGCAUGAUAAGGACCUGAUAGUGAACAUGGGCUAUGAGAAAGAGAAGCUGGACUCUUUGUUGGAGCAGGAGGAGAAACAGAUACAGAGGCUCACGAAGAUACUGGACAUCAUUGCAACAGUGAAUGAGCGCACCAACCCUGGCUGCCCCAACCCUGUGACGUUGGACGAGUGCCUGGCAAUAUUCAGGAUUCUGCAGAACGAUUUCUACGCUGAGUACAAGAUGUAUGAGCUCGAAUCAUUGGCUGUAGCUCUUGUAUUUCCAAUCAUGGGGGACUACUUCAAGACGUGGAGCCCCCUUGGUAACCCUGGUUACGGCGUGUCGGUUGUCAAGGAGUGGCAGUACAUGCUGGGUGAUCCCAACCACGUGUACGUGAAGGACCAGAACAACAUGGACGUCUACCAGAGACUCAUCUGGGACAUCUGGCUUCCACACGUACGCAGCGCAGUGCUGACGUGGAAUGUGCGUAACUGUGACCCUCUGAUAGAGCUACUGGAGACUUGGAUGCCAGUGCUGCCCAUGUGGGUGAUGGAGAACAUUCAGGAUCAGCUGGUCAUCCCGCGCCUGAUGGCCGAGGUGGAGGCAUGGAACCCCCUCACUGACACUGUACCCAUACACUCCUGGCUACACCCAUGGCUGCCCCUCAUGAAAGACAAACUAGAGCCUCUGUACGCACCGAUCCGUCACAAGCUCGGUAAUGCCCUCACCAACUGGCACCCGUCUGACAGCUCUGCCAAGGUUAUCCUCAAGCCCUGGAACGGGGUGUUCAGGGACGGCCACAUGGAGGUGUUUCUACGGAAACACAUCGUGCCCAAACUGGAGCUGUGCCUGCAGGAGUUUCCCAUCAACCCUCAUCAGCAGACAUUAGAGCCGUUGAACUGGGUGUUUACCUGGACAGACAUGAUCUCCCUACGAUACAUGGUGCCCGUGUUUGAGAAGUGCUUCUUCUCUCGCUGGCUGCAGGUGCUCUGCACGUGGCUUGGCAACAUGCCAAACUAUGAGGAGGUCACCAAGUGGUACCUUGGCUGGAAGAGUGUCUUCUCAGAGCAGUACAUGUCACACCCAGUGAUCAAGGAGAUGUUCACGAAGGCUCUGGACAUGAUGAACCGCGCUGUGUCAGGUCACUUCCAGCCUGGGGUCAAGGAGAACAUGGCGUACUUCACUCUUAAUGAGCGCAGAACCAUCGGGGAGCCGGCCACGUCUCGAUCCAACUCACCUGCCACCUCCAUUCCACAGACUGCGCCUUUUGAGCCACCGGGCGUGAGAGCCUCCAUGACAACCUACCCAGCAAGCUUCAGAGAACUCGUAGAACGCAAGGCGGAGGAAAGCAACCUGGUGUUCCUACCAGUACCAGGGCGUACUCAUGAGGCCAAGCAGGUGUACAGAUGUGGGAGAGUGCUUGUGUACUUCGAUCGAAGUGUUGUGUUCGUCAUGGAUGAUAAAAUGAACGCUUUUGUGCCGGUGUCAUUACAGAAGCUUAUUGAGAUGGCAAAAGGGUGAAUGAGUGAUUCAGGCAGUUGUAAACAUUUACAGGAGACUAAAUGCUGAAAUUAUGGUUUAGAAGUGACUUCAAUGCUGCAGUGUGUUGAUGUAAAUAAAAUAGUGAACAUUGGAA